Messenger RNA from Ylistrum balloti, 2223 nucleotides. RefSeq lists its product as uncharacterized. Gene Ontology annotation, molecular function: calcium ion binding. NCBI's taxonomy places the organism in Eukaryota, Metazoa, Mollusca, Bivalvia, Pectinida, Pectinidae. The record is from RefSeq and is a predicted model, not a curated record. The transcript is spliced from 13 exons. The coding region runs from base 1 to 2223 and encodes 740 amino acids.
AUGGCUAUUGACCACCAAAGCGUCAUCAGUUUCGGGGUUUUGAUGCUAUUGAUCCUGUCGGGAUGCAGCGUUUCCCUGGGUCAGAAUAUCACUUACGUGGGAUUCAACAUCACCGCUGCCACCACCAACACACUGAACGGACAAAAGACCGUGAUUCUCUCCGGCGUCGAUCUACCCAACGCCGGAUGGCUGACGGGAUUCCUUGUUACCACGGACGCCAACUGUUCCUUCCAGCUGCAGCUUUGGAGACGUAUCACGCCCCAGAACCACGCCCUCCUCUUCACCACGGCGGAGCUGUCCUUCCUCAAUGACGGACAACAGCAGGUAGACCUAGGACUUGGAAACGCAAUCAGUCUAACAGGAUCCGAAAUAUUGGGGUUCACCGCGACCAGCCUCAAAGAAUGUGUGACCUUCAACUUCGUCAUCAACCCGCUAUCCUCGACCUUGACUUACAUGUUCACUCAGACUCCAACGGUUAGCAACAUUUACACAUUUUUACCGUACCAGGAUACCAAUCACUAUGGCAUCAUGGGAAUUAUACAGGAUACGCAACCUUCCACCAUUGCUUAUUUCGGGUUUAACACCACCUCUACUGAUGUGUUGCUACCUUCUGCCUCGGGAAUCGGCGUGAUGUUGCGUGAUACAGACCUAAUGUUUGGACGCCUUGUCGCCUUUCACGUUAACAUAUUGGGCAACGACUGCCAGGUCUACUUCCAGUUGUGGACGACUGUGGACGCAUUGUCGUUGACUUUUAGGAUGAAGUAUACGACAUCGUUGCAGAACUUUACUGCGACAGGGUACUACGUGGUCGAUGUUCCAGAUCCCGUUGUUGCAACCUCAAUUGACCGAAUUGUUUUCGUGGACAUGUCGCCAACACCAUGUGUGGUUUUUGAGUACACUUCCAACCCCACACGAUUCUCCCUAUCUGGCUCACGCGACUUCCGGUUUGGAAUAGCGAUCGAGGGAAUGGAGGCUAUAUUCAGUCACUUCCAAGUCACACACAGAUUCUCUGUCAUGGCUGAAAUUGACGCACUAAUACCUCCACCGGUGACUGGUGUGACCGGAGACCGGGGAACCCGGGGAAACACUGGCCCCGAGGGAGUUAAUGGACUGCCCGGGUCUACAGGCGUGGCCGGUACUGUUGGACAAACAGGAAAUACUGGAAUAACGGGAACUGUCGGAGGCAAUGGAGUUACAGGUCCCACAGGUCCAGUGGGGCCAACGGGGUCUCAAGGACUCCUAGGAAACAUUGGAAUUCUAGGACAAAAUGGAGCAAACGGAGAGACAGGUGUCACCGGCAUAGCUGGACCCCGGGGUCCUCCGGGGCAGACUGGCGUACAGGGCUCGCUAGGAAUACACGGCAGUCCAGGUCAGAUUGGUAACAUUGGCGAAGGGGGCGACAGUGGAAGGAAUGGUUUAGAAGGGCUUCAGGGAAACAAGGGCGCGACAGGGACUGCGGGUGUAACAGGAGUGAAUGGACCACUCGGGGACACAGGACCAACUGGAUCCCAAGGGGCUGUAGGUGAAGCCGGUGUUGCAGGACCCUCUGGAAUGCAAGGCCCAGCCUGGGAUCCGUUUGAUGUGAAUUACUGCGCCCUACACACCGUUGACUGUGACCAUGGCUGUACGAACGGCCCCCUCGGGUACACGUGUACCUGCCGAAGAGGCUACAACAUGCUUAGAAACGGAAAUUGUCAAGAUAUAGACGAGUGUAUUACAAGAAAUGGGGGAUGUCAGUAUUUCUGCCAGAACACCGCCGGAAGUUACGUCUGUUCCUGUCCACAGGGAUACCUGCUUGCGAACGACGAACAUAGAUGUGACGAUAUCAACGAAUGUCUUGUUAAUAAUGGUGACUGUUCCUCAAACCAAAUUUGUAUCAACACGUGGGACGGUCACGUGUGCGUAGGUCCAUACACAGCUACCCCUGUCGCAUCAGGUCGAACCACAGGUGACGAGAUGUUGACCAGUUCUAUGUUUGUGGGCUUAAUCAUUUGGAUGGCUGUUGUUACAUUUACCAUGAUCUUGGAAGUGGUAAUACUACUUCCUGAACUCAACCGCCGGUCUCGCCGAUUGGAGUCGCCACCAUCAGCUGCCCCAUCUGUUGUGAUUGAGGACCACAAUCCGGAAUUCUUUUUCCCCACAUUCUUCCCGCGCGUUCGCCUUGGAGUCAGAGACUAUUACAGUAACGCAAGGUCAGAGACCACCGAGAAACGUGUACGUUAG